AUGACGACGGAGGUUGGCGUUCUCCAUCUGCGAAAGUGCCAACUGACCCUCCAGAGGAGUCAAACGAUCCGAUUGUUGUACGAGGUCGCUGAUCGAGGCCAGGCCAUCGGCAAUCUCCUCCUGAGACCGAUCCAAUUCCUCCCUCAAAUGCAAAACGUCUAUGUGAAGGAAAGGCCUGUCGGAGGUCAGCUGGUCACGCUACUGUUGGAGCGAAUUGAGUUUGGCUUGGAGCGAAUGGACUUGAGCCCUCAAAGUUUUCACCUGCCGUUCCAAGCCGCCUUGAUCCUCAUUGCUGGCACGUAA
Molecule: messenger RNA, 303 nt
Organism: Peronospora matthiolae
Lineage: Eukaryota; Oomycota; Peronosporomycetes; Peronosporales; Peronosporaceae
Source: the annotation of a GenBank genome assembly